CCCCCCCCGUGCGUGCAGACCAAGUGAUGAAAGCCUCUACGUACUGGCUAAUGAUUGGCACACUUGACAGUGAUUGGCAGGGCUGCCAUGACAACCUUACAACGACACCGAGAAGACCAAUAGAAAAGCGAAACAAAAUGUUUCAAUGCUACACUCACGGUGGAUGUAGAGGAGAUAUUAUGAGACUGGGUGUCAUUAGGCGAUUGCUAUUGAAUCGUGAAUCUUGACUCGUCGUUGCUUUUCCUUGAUAAUUUUCUUUUUCUCUCAGGUCAUUCCAUGGUUUUCAGAUCCCCUUUAGAGCUUUAUCCCUCCCAUUUCUUCCUGCCAAACUUCGCUGAUCGCUCUCUGCUCGUUGCGAGCAGUGCAACCAGCGCCAGAUCCCAAGAAGAGUUGUCAAUGUUUCAGCUACCCACCCUCAACUUCUCUCCAGAGCAAGUGGCAAGCGUCUGCGAGACGCUGGAAGAGACGGGAGACAUCGAGAGGCUGGGACGCUUCCUCUGGUCUCUGCCGGUGGCACCGGGGGCAUGCGAGGCGAUCAACAAGCACGAGUCCAUCCUGCGCGCCCGAGCAGUGGUGGCCUUCCACACUGGGAAUUUCAGAGACCUGUACCACAUCUUGGAGAACCACAAGUUCACCAAGGACUCCCACGGCAAGCUACAGGCCAUGUGGCUGGAAGCCCACUACCAAGAGGCCGAGAAGUUGCGGGGUCGCCCCCUUGGUCCGGUUGAUAAGUACAGGGUGCGGAAGAAGUUCCCUCUCCCCAGAACCAUCUGGGACGGGGAGCAGAAGACUCACUGUUUCAAGGAGAGGACACGCAGCCUGUUAAGAGAGUGGUACCUCCAAGACCCCUACCCCAACCCCAGCAAGAAAAGGGAACUGGCUCAGGCCACGGGACUCACCCCUACACAAGUGGGGAACUGGUUUAAAAACCGCAGGCAGAGAGACAGAGCUGCAGCAGCCAAAAACAGGCUUCAGCAUCAGGCAAUGGGGCAGAACGGCAUGCGAUCGUUGUCAGAGUCCGGCUGUACUCCACACAGCUCGGCCGAGUCCCCUUCCACGGCAGCCAGUCCGACCACCAGUGUAUCCAGCAUGGCAGAACGAGUCGACACGGGGACGUCUAUCCUUUCAGUAACCUCCAGCGACUCUGAAUGUGAUGUAUGAUACAAACAAACAAAACAAAAAAAGCACAGGAAUAUGGACCUGAAAAAAACUCUGACUUAAAUAUAUUGCUGAAGAAAGAAGAUAAAAAGGAAACAAUUCAUUAUUAUUAU
Molecule: messenger RNA, 1271 nt
Organism: Polyodon spathula (Mississippi paddlefish)
Lineage: Eukaryota; Metazoa; Chordata; Actinopteri; Acipenseriformes; Polyodontidae
Product: homeobox protein SIX3
Exons: 2
Coding region: 277-1161 (294 amino acids)
Biological process (GO): regulation of transcription by RNA polymerase II; eye development; brain development
Cellular component (GO): transcription regulator complex; nucleus
Molecular function (GO): DNA-binding transcription factor activity, RNA polymerase II-specific; RNA polymerase II cis-regulatory region sequence-specific DNA binding
Source: RefSeq, a predicted model, not a curated record